Messenger RNA from Adineta ricciae, 1002 nucleotides. NCBI's taxonomy places the organism in Eukaryota, Metazoa, Rotifera, Eurotatoria, Adinetida, Adinetidae. The record is from the annotation of a GenBank genome assembly.
AUGCAUUCAAUGGUCGGAGCAUUUACUCCAUAUACAAGAAAACAACAUCAAAAUGGUACUGUUCGCGGUUGUUGUUAUCGUUUUCUGCAAUGUAGUUUCCCAUGUGGAAUUAUUAUGCUUGUCCUUUCAAUAAUAUUCAUUAUUCUCGGUACGAUUUUACUCAUCUAUAUAUUUCAUUUUAAUGGUUGUGGCACAAUCAGUCCGAUAGAUAAAGAUGGUGAAGUGAUCAAUAUCAUCUCGAUAUCAUCAUCGUCAUUUAAAUGUAAUCGACAAGCAAUGAAAGUAUUAGGUAUAACGUUUGUCGUAUCUGGUGCCGUUCUACUUUCAAUAAGUCUUGUUGUUAUUAAAUAUUCUCGUGCAAGUGAAGAAAAUAACGUUAUCCGUGCAACGAAAUCGUCGUUAAGAGCUAAUAAUAACAAACAGCAACAUCCGACUCAACGGAACUUUUCUCAUCCAAGAUCGUCAUCAGAACAUGAGCAAACUCAAAUGAUUGUUUCUAUAAGAUAAUAUUGGCUUUUACUUGUGACAAUUGGUAUUAGUGUGUUCACUUGUUGCGGUGUUAUAUUUGGUGCUGGUAGAUACGUUCGUUGGCGACCUCGACGAUUUCAAAAAGAAAAUCAACUCCAAUUCAAUUUGCAGAACAAGAGUAUUUUAUUACCGAUGACAAAUCUUUCACACUCAAGUCAUUAUUCAACGCCAUUAACAGACGACAGUCCUCUGGCGUCAUGCCGAAAGUAUUUGAAACCGAAUGAUCUCAAUUCAAAUACAACGGAAAUGUCUUCAUUAACAAAUGUUUCACUGCAACGUAAAAUACCACCUUACGAUUAUGAAGAAUUACCAAAUAUAGUGAAUUCGAAUAAAAAUACGUUUCUACCGCUUCCGAGAUCAUCCUUACUAUCGAGUUUAUCAACGGAGACAGGUUCAAACGAUCAUCAAAUGUUAGUGAUAUCAGCUCGACGCAUUAACCUCUUUUCAGUAGAGGCAACAAGUCGUAUGAUUUAG